Molecule: messenger RNA, 8678 nt
Organism: Sciurus carolinensis (gray squirrel)
Lineage: Eukaryota; Metazoa; Chordata; Mammalia; Rodentia; Sciuridae
Gene: Dennd1a
Product: DENN domain containing 1A
Exons: 22
Coding region: 109-1821 (570 amino acids)
Biological process (GO): endocytic recycling; endocytosis
Cellular component (GO): cytosol; clathrin-coated vesicle
Molecular function (GO): phosphatidylinositol phosphate binding; guanyl-nucleotide exchange factor activity
Source: RefSeq, a predicted model, not a curated record
GGAAGGGGCGGGGAGAGCGCCAGAGGGAGGCCGGUCGGCCGCGGGCGGGCGGGCAGCGCAGCGCAGCGCCGAGCGGGGCCCGCGGGCCCAUGAGGAGGCCCGGGGACCAUGGGCUCCAGGAUCAAGCAAAACCCAGAGACCACCUUUGAAGUGUAUGUGGAAGUGGCCUAUCCUCGGACAGGUGGCACUCUUUCAGAUCCUGAGGUGCAGAGGCAAUUCCCGGAGGACUACAGUGACCAGGAAGUUCUACAGACUUUGACCAAGUUUUGUUUCCCCUUCUAUGUGGACAGCCUCACAGUUAGCCAAGUUGGCCAGAACUUCACAUUUGUACUUACUGACAUUGACAGCAAACAGAGAUUUGGAUUCUGCCGGUUAUCUUCAGGAGCCAAGAGCUGCUUUUGUAUCUUAAGCUAUCUACCCUGGUUCGAGGUAUUUUAUAAGCUACUUAACAUCUUGGCAGAUUACACAACAAAAAGACAGGAAAGUCAGUGGAAUGAACUUCUUGAAACUCUGCACAGACUUCCCAUUCCUGACCCAGGAGUGUCUGUUCAUCUCAGUGUGCAUUCUUAUUUUACUGUGCCUGAUACCAGAGAACUUCCCAGCAUACCUGAAAAUAGAAAUCUGACAGAAUAUUUUGUGGCUGUGGAUGUAAACAACAUGUUGCAUCUGUAUGCCAGUAUGCUGUACGAGCGCCGGAUACUCAUCAUCUGCAGCAAGCUCAGCACUUUGACUGCCUGCAUCCAUGGCGCAGCUGCAAUGCUCUACCCCAUGUACUGGCAACAUGUGUACAUCCCUGUGCUGCCUCCACAUCUGCUGGACUACUGCUGUGCUCCCAUGCCCUACCUCAUAGGAAUCCAUUUAAGUUUAAUGGAGAAAGUCAGAAACAUGGCCCUGGAUGAUGUCGUGAUCCUGAAUGUGGAUACCAACACCCUGGAAACCCCCUUUGAUGACCUCCAGAGCCUUCCAAAUGAUGUGAUCUCUUCACUGAAGAACAGGCUGAAGAAGGUCUCCACAACCACAGGCGAUGGGGUGGCCAGAGCCUUCCUUAAGGCCCAGGCCGCUUUCUUCGGUAGCUACCGGAAUGCCCUGAAAAUCGAGCCGGAGGAGCCCAUCACCUUCUGCGAAGAAGCCUUUGUGUCCCACUAUCGCUCUGGAGCCAUGAGGCAGUUCCUGCAGAAUGCCACACAGCUGCAGCUCUUCAAGCAGUUUAUUGACGGUCGAUUAGACCUCCUCAAUUCUGGCGAGGGUUUCAGCGAUGUUUUUGAAGAGGAGAUCAACAUGGGCGAGUAUGCGGGCAGUGAUAAACUGUACCAUCAGUGGCUCUCCACCGUCCGGAAAGGAAGCGGAGCAAUUCUGAACACCGUAAAAACAAAAGCCAAUCCAGCCAUGAAGACCGUCUACAAGUUCGCAAAAGAUCAUGCAAAAAUGGGAAUAAAAGAGGUGAAAAACCGCUUGAAGCAAAAGGACAUCGCGGAGAAUGGCUGUGUCCCCACCACUGAAGAGUCGCUGCCUAAGACUAUGCCGUCCCCACUGUUGGAGGCCAAGGACCCCAAGCUCCGAGAAGACCGGAGGCCGAUCACGGUCCACUUUGGGCAGCCACAAAGACUCCAUCCCACUCGACCACCGCCUCCCAAGAUACAGCGCUCGAGGCCCGUGCGCCCACCCCGUCCACAUGUUGUCAAGAGACCGAAGAGCAACAUUGCCAUGGAAGGCCGCAGGACGUCUAUCUCGAGCCCUGAGCACUCCAGCUGGCAAGACCAACUUCUUGAAACACAGGAAGCAUCCAGCGGAAAAUAUUUUAAUAAAACAGACUCCUCAUAAAAUAUUGUUCUGGGGGGAAGGAAACCAGCUCCUCCAAUCUGUCAGCAUUGUGUGGGGAGAGACGAGAAGAUGAGCCGGCAGGCAGGAGCCAAGGCCUAAUGGGUGUUUGUCGGGGCUGGUUCUGUGUCGGGUACAUGGACUUGGGCCUGGGCCUUUCAUCUGGCCUGGGUUUUCUUGUAUGCUGGGUCUUCAUCUCCACUGAGAAUAUCAAAGCGCCUCAGAAACUUAGAGAACUGGGGCGGCAGAAGAGGAUGUGGGAUCUUUGAAGUUGAAGGGGGGAGAUUCAGCACUCCUGACUUCUUGCCCCAAUCCUCCCUUCCAAUGGCACAUCCCAUAAUUAACUGUAGACAGCGAGACAGCUGAUUAAGAACAAGAGCGUCCUCUGCAGCCGCUGAGCAUCCUGGGAUCCAUCAAUGCUCAGCAGCAGCGUCCUGCAGCUCUCUGGCCACUCCAUCGCUGGAGUUUGUUCCUUCCUUUGUAGCUGAUGUCCAUCUGUCCAUCUAUGCAUUCAUGUGUCCAUUCAUUCAACAAAUAUCUCUGAAAGCCUGCUAGAUGCAGGCUGCAUAGCAUUUUUAAAAGGAGACCUUAGAGGGGAGUUCCCAUGGUGACUCUUCUGUUGACUUGCAUUUGCCCAAAAUGAUAUUUUUCUCCAUCGAAAUUUCUUUCUGAAUCAAGGAUAGGUUUCUGAGCCUCAUGAGGCCAUUUAUUGGCGUUUGCAAGGAUACUUCCAAAAUAUUGGGGGGGAAACAUUCCCUCUAUUUUUCAGUUACCUUUAGUUGAUUAACAUGCAGUUAAUCUUUUUCUCCAAGAAAUAUUAGCUUCUUCCAUUAUUAUUCAGAGCAGGGCGAAUGGGAUGCCCUCAACUGGCAGGAGAGGUCUGGGUGAGAUGCCAGUCAGCAGGAAGUGCCCUGAAGCCCCUCGAAGUUCCAGACCCUCUGGGGCUGGCAGUUCCCCCUUCCACAGAGUGGGAGCUUAGACUCAGAAAAUGCAUUUGGCAGUGUUCCCAAGGUGGCAGGGCCAGGAGUCAGUGUCCUGGUCUGUUUCGUUCUCUCCGUUGCACUCUGCUCCCCUCAUUGGGAUAGGUCCUGUCGGGGUCCAUUUGUAGUCUGGCUUUGCCCAGGGAGAUAACUCCAUGUCCUAAGAUGCCUUGUCCAGCUCACCACACCUCCCCUUGGUUUCCCUGGAGCCAGGAAUUGGGAACUCGAGUCCCUCAGCCCAACUUCUGCCACAGAGCAGUGUCCACAGGCACCUGAGUAUUUCUACUUGGGGAAGGAGAGAGAUGUGACAUUUACUAAACACCCCUAAGGUUAUGAAAGGUGGGUGGUGGCUUUCCCACUUAGCAGAUAGAGAAACUGAGGCUCAGGGAGAACUUCCAGUAACUUGUCCAAGGGCUCUUGGACAGAACAAGGUACGUCCUUUCUUCACCACCAGCCGGGGUUUUUGUUCACAACCUAAUUAUGCCUCUGUGCUGCUCUGAGUAGUGAGAACAUGGCUGCCGCGAUAGGUGAGGGAGGCUCACGGCUCCCCGCCCAUUAAAGGUGGGCCUUGGCAGUUUCCUGCUGGAACAUGCCCAGCUGCCAGGCCCCAAGUUUUUCCCUUUUGGCUUUUCCAGGUUCCAGGGAAAUUCCCAUUCAACUUGAUGCUUAGAGCCUAAAAGCAGCUUGAAAAGGCAACACUGAUCAGAACUGCCUGCCCCUCAGGACUAAGGCAAGGCCAGGGUGACCAUGCUGACCCCCAGGGGCCUCCUCCUACCAGGCAGGCUGCCAUUUGUUCCCUGCUAGGAGGUGGCAGGGAAGGCCAGUGGCUGAGAAUAUGGAGGGAGAUUAUUUUAUGCAUCUGCCAGCUGGUUAAUCUUCACAACCCAGAUGCAGGGCUGUCCUCUGAGUACUAGGUCAAGGCACUUGCAGGUAGCAGUGGGUCUGAUGGGGACUGGGCAUGACACCUGCUCAGCUGAGCUUGUUUGACUACACACCUUGUCUCCUAAUGAGUGGGACUAAUGAGUCUGCCUGACCCUGUGCCCCAUAUUAGAUCUUCAGAUUGUUUCCAGGUUUUCAUUCAGAUGAUAAAUGCCAGGGUAAAUAUCUUAAUCUCCAAGCUUCCUCUCAUUUUAUACAUUAUAAGAAAUGGAAUUAACAGCUACCUUUAGCUGUGAACUACUAGAAAGUGCUAAGCACUUUACGUACACCAUUUCAUUUAGUCCUCACAAGAAAUCUUGGAAGCCAGGUAUUAUGAGCUCUAUUUCAUAGAAAUAGCUGAGACUCCAAGAAGUUGUCACUGCCCUUGGUCACGCAGCUAGUUAUUGGUAGAGCCGAGCUUCAAACACGUCUCUCUAAUGCAAGAAGCAAUACUCUUAACCAGUCAUAUAGGAAGAUAUCUGCCCUGUAUUGCUAAAAAACUUUCUAAAAGAAUUGUUCUGGGGCUGGGGAGAUAGCUCAGUCGGUAGAGUGCUUGCCUUGCAAGCACAAGGCCCUGAGUUCGAUCCCCAGCACACAAAAAAAAUAAAAAAAUAAAAGAAUUGUUCUACUUGAUAUGUCCAUCACAACUGGACUCCCCAGAAAUCUGGGGAGCUGGCAUUAGAUAUCCUCUGAACAAGGAAAUGACCCACAGGUAUAUAGCUGUGUAUGGCUGGACAGAAUCUGUACACCAAAUGGCCAGUCCAUGCUGCUGAGGAUCCAGAUUAUCUGAUCAUCUGAAUUAUACCACAUGACCCCAACUCCAGGCCCCAGAAGAUUAAAAUAAGAUUAGAAGAAGCUGCCAGAAGCAUUUAGUGAGUACUCUUCCCAAAGCCCAGGUCUUGAAUACUUAGUAUUCCCCUCUCUUGACCAGCUGCUGGCAGAAGAUGACGUGCUUCUUUGGCACAGCAGACAUGCCUCACUUUUCUCAAUGACAAUUGUUCCCACUGUCUUUCAAAACAGAGCAGAGCCCCCUUUCUCUCCUGCACAGCCCAGAGCUGCCCUGGGGGUGUGGGUCAGUCAUUUGGAUGGUGGCCUGGUACAUGGGCAGGGCUUUGGCAUCCAACACACCCAGGUCACCCCGCCACCAACCACCAGCCCUGAGGCUCUGGGCUCCUUGCCUUCUGCUUUUAACACCAUGCCUGUUAACAUCCCAAGGAGUGUGGUUUGGGAAACUGCCCACAGGAGCCACAGUCACAUCCUGAGUUAGCAAAGCGCAUGGCUUCCCCUCCUGUAGCCAUUGCUGUGGCCUCAGCACUCUGCCCCAACACUCCCCUGAGCCACUCACUCCCCCUUCCCAUAUGCACAAUCCCCCAGGAUGCCCCCAAUGUAGCUCUGAACUGCCCUGCUGUAGUUUUCUCUUUACAUCUUGUGCCUGCACAUACACCAGUGGUCUGCAGCUCCUCCAGGGCUGGAGCUGUGUGUCCUCCAGCUUUGACUCUCCAGCUCCCAAACCAGAUCCCAGCCUGGAUCUCUGUUCAGAGAUGUUUCCUGAAUUAAUAAGCAAAGGAAUUUAGUAAAGGAAGGUGCCCUGGCAAGGGGCAACUGUCAGUUAACAGCCACAAAUAUGUAAAGAGCACCUAUCAUGUGCCAGGUAUAAUCAGGACAUGACUGUUAAACUGCCAAUACCUUGUCCUCCCGGCCUCAUAAGAACCAGGAACUGUGAUCAGCCCCAGGAGCAAGUCUCCAAGAUGCCAGCUGAGCCCUGGGCCCCAGCAGGGAAGGGCCAGCUGUCCUGGCGCUACCCACUGGCAGGCUGCCAGGACCUACUGCCUGAGCGGCCAGGAGACCAAACACCCGAGCAGAAGGUCACAGACCCAAUUAGCAGGGUGAGAGGCUUCUGACCUGGUUCACACCCCCACCAUGCACCAGUGAAUUCUGGGCCUUGGAGACAAAGCCAGCCUGAAGUCAGACAUGGAGCCCAAGCCAGAAUGGAAAAGCAAGAACUGCCAGGGAGCCCUUCCCCAUCUCCAGAAGCUCCGGUGAUCCACAGCAGCCCAGGAAAACAGAGGACCCUCUGUCUCCAUUACUUCUCUGUGCCACGUGGAGGGACAGGCUUUUCCCAGGACUGUCACCACAGGAAGAGUUCUUUACUGCUAGAAAACUGAGUCUUAAAGAUGCUUUAGAAAAGGGCCAUGGCCUCAAGAAGUACUGAUUUUAGUCACUUCUGAAAGGCUUUGCCACCUCUACCGAGACCCCAAUUUCCUGCAGAUUCCAUGUCACCUUUUCUGAAGAGCACUUGGUUAACCUCCCUGCACCUGCCCCCCAACAGAUAUCUUCCCAGCCAACUCAUUGUUAGCUCCACUCAACUACAAGGAAGCCAGAGCUGUAGUAGGUGGGACAGUUCAUCCUGAGGCAGGAUGCGUACCCAGGGCUGCUGGAUCCCACUGGCCCUGCCCUGUCAACGCCACCACUGCUGCCAUGGUCCCUAGAGCUUAACCCCCAGGUCCAGGCUCUUGGCAGAGGUCAUCCUCAGGAUGAGGGACAGUGUUUAUGUACAGUCCACAAAUGUCUCUUCUUGUUCAAGGAAACCACCCCAAAAAUGUCCCCAUCCCAACCUUCCUUCCAGUACAACCUGGUGUGUGGGCAGAGGAGCAGAGCCCAUGCACUGUGCUCAGGCCUCUCCCUGAAUGCCUGUCCACCAUGGGUUUGGAAGCACUUCUCAGGACAUGCUGGGGCACAGACUGGACCUGUGAGAUGGGCAUUAGUGACUGUUGUUGAAAGAAGGAGUGAAUGAACGAACAUACAAGUGACAAAGGAUCCAACAGAUGCACCAGUGAAGGUUCAGAAGGCAGAGCCCAGGGCAUCCAGCCAGUAUGACUGUCUGCUCACCUGCCUGCCAUCCUGUCACCCAGCCUUGCCCGUGGCCCUCAGUCCUGUGCCAGUCCUAGGCCCCCACCACCUGCCCUUCCAACCCACCCAGCCUCUUCUCUGAACUGCCCAGCCUGACAUCACCUACCCUUGCCGCUCCUCAGAGCCACCUCUCGGCAAUUGGGCAGCCACCAUGCACUCAGGAUGAAAAACCCAGCACCCACAAUGCCUCCCUGGAGCCUGGUUGGUCCAAGAGCCCCUGUACCAGAGACACCUCCCCAUUCUGUCCUCUGGCAGAACAAGUGCCUAAUGGAAGGACCUGGUUGCCCACACUCACCUGUCUCCAUUAGACCAGUGCAGUGACAACAGAACUGCCUCCUGGUGGUGAUUCGUGACAACCUCAUCCUCAUCACCAUCCUUCAGCAGAUAUCCACCUGAGACCCAGUGCCAAGACCCACCGCAGCCCGUGGUGCGUCUGUCUCCCAUUCCUUCCACAAACAAAAACCUGGCUCUUACCCUGGGCCACUCCGGGAGGAGCCUCAGCCCAGGUCCAGAGUUUCCUCCAGGUCCUGAGCUACACUGGCUCCCCCAAAGACCCGCAGCCUUGCUUCAGAUCCUUUUCCUAUCCUUCCACUUGCCACUAAAGGUGUGAUCUGGAGUGCUGGCCCCAUGUCGCAGUUGUGGAAAGAAGCAGCAGAAUCUGCAGGCGAGGGUUCUCAGGUGAUUGCCAAGUCCUGUUGUGCCCAGCUGAGGACCACUCGCCCUGGAAGGCAGAGACCACCUUCUUCGUCCAUGAACACCUAAGAAGACCCUGCACAGUACCCAGCAUCUCUCAGUUGGCAAACGAAAGUGGCAUGUGGGUAAAAGUGAGUGCUUGCUAUGCACAAAGACCUCUGCACGUAUUUUCAUUUGACUUUUACAGUUCAACUUUCAGAAGAGCCACAGACUUUCCAUUUCACAGAGAAGAAAUCAGAGUUUAGGGAGGUAAAGUGACUUUUCCAAGGUACCCUGGAUAGGAAGGGGUAAAAAGUGGACAUGCUGACACUGGAUGGGUAGGCAGGACCUGGCUUCAUCCUGUGUCCUGUCCCUGCUCAUCACCCCACCAGGGCCCUGUCACCAAGGGGUGAUGAGUGGCCAAGUCACUUACGACGUGAAGACAGUUUGUGCUGGAGUGAAAUGAUCUUUUAAAAAAUGAUCACCAGCUCCCCUUCAUUACCUCCAGAGACCGAGUCCUGGCUGAUUUCUUCCCAUCUUUAUCUCAAGUACAUUUAAAUGUCAAUUAAAUUUGAAAUAUCUACAUUUGUCAGCAUUUCAUUUUGGGCCAGCGUGACGUGCUGCUGAUUUGUCCACGCGAUGUGACACAUGAAAAAAACUCUCGAGAUGCAGAUCUUCCUCAUUAAAAAAUAAGCCAGUGCGAUCCCAGUGCAGCAGAGAGCACAGAGCACAUCCCCGCUUCCUGACGCCGUGUCUCUGACAUGGUAUUUAAAAAGGAACAGCCUCGCCUGUCACCACUGUCACACGCGCGUGCUAACUGGCGACACGUUAAACCAAACAUUAGAAAGGGCUCAGGAGUCAUCUGCAUGGGAACUCUGUGCCCGCGCGGCGGGCAGAGGCGGGGGCAGCGGUGGGCUGCUGGGGUCCGAGCGCUGAUGGACAGCGGGCCUUUCUUUUGCGCUGAGACGUCGGCAGCCCUCGCUGGGGAGCCAAGUUCGCCACGACCUGCCUUUUCACAGAAGCCCUUUGUGUGUAAUAAAAUCCAGGCAAGUGGUGGGUGGCAGACUGCACGGUAGUAGCUGAAUUGGGUUAAUGAGGAAAGAGGUACACUUUUUUUUUCCAUAUUCUGCCUUAAGCUAAUAAAAAAUUUAAACCUGGACGUUUUCAAUGGUUCAUCCUUUAUCUCUGACAAAUAUCUGACUGUAUGUUUCGGGGGAACAUGAACAGCUGAAUUUAAAUAAGUUUAUUUUGAAAUCUCACCUUUCAUUAAAAGUAGAAGGGGAAAUACCCUACCUCUCAUUCCAUUGUUUCAGAUCUGGGAGACUGAAGAGGCAGGACCCCACAGUGGUUUAGAGUCAGGCAAAUCCAGAUUCAGUCCCG